AUGUUUGUGUCGACGACGCAACAGAGUUUAAUAAAUACAAAUGAUGAUCCUAUCGGCGAAACAAAAUCGAACGAUACCAUCUAUCGUACAUUUUCCACAUCAAAUCCAGUCGUUUAUAACGCAUAUAUUCAACAACAAUAUGGUGCCUGUUGGGGCACGUUCGAAUUCGAAGAUUGUCCCAGUAGUUAUAUCAAUAAUCCUCGACCGUUUCUUUAUGUGGAUGGUAACAUUCCAUUGGGUGACAUUCGUCGAUUCAUGAUUAAUGAGUGGCACAUGCAAACAGCCAACAUUGUCAUACCUGUUCUUAGCAAUGUCACCAAUUAUAAACCAUUAAAAAAUACAAAAACAAUUGAAGCACUUAAGCGUGGUAUCAAAAAUAUGGUAAAUGCAUCUGAAGUUUGGUUCAUAACGAACGGUAUUGAUAUAGGUGUUCCACAACUUAUUGGGUCGGCAUUUCGAGAAGAGAUCGCAUUAAGACGAGCUUAUGAUAUAUGGGACACCCAACUGGGUCGGGAGCCGAAAAAACGAAAAAGACUUAUUUUAAUUGGCAUCGUUUGUGAUGACGUUAUCAUAGAUGCUAUUGAUCUGAGACCGGGUAUAAAUAAAUCAAAAAUGGAAGUGAAAGUGCCAACACGAAAACGUGGUAAUCUCUCACUGAAUAGUGAUCACACUCAUUUUAUUAUUAUUCGUGAAAAAGCAAUUGGUAGUGCUUCAAUGAAUGUUGGACAAAACUCAGCUGCUGCAGAUAGUAAUGAAAGACAAUUCGAAAAAUUAGCUGAUUCAGCUGAUAGUGCUACAAAUAGAUUUCGAGAACGCUUCGAAAAUAGUUUACAUCAAGAAGCACUGCAACAACAAGCGACAGUAUCUCCCAAUCUGUUUUCUUCAAUAACAGAUGGAGCAGCAACAACGUCACCGUCCUCAGCUCAUGAAAGUAAUGGAUGGAAUGAAGGUGGUUUUCCGAUGGUUUGUACUUUUGUACGAGGCACACCAGGAACAAUUAAACUUUUGCAUACAAAAAUUCACGAAGAAAUUCCUGUGGUUAUUUUCAAAGGAACCGGAUCAGUUGCUGAUAUCAUCGCUUUUGCCUAUGAAGAAUUUCAUGCCAAAAGCGAUAAAGAAUUUGAGGAUAGUUAUCUAAAAGUUGAACUAACUCAACGUUUACUCAACGAAUAUCCAGUAUUGAUAGAUAAUCAUGCUGUUCUUGGAAAAAAUCUCGAAACAUUUGUCGAUAUUUUUCUUGAUAAUGAAUUUAUUCCACAUCGAUAUUUAACAUCGGACGAAUUGUUUAAUCUUUUUAAGAACGCGAAAGAUCGUAAAUUUCUAAAACAAACAUCAUGGAAAGGCAUUCUUGGCAUAGCUGGAGAUGACGACGAAAUACCACAAAAUUUUAUUGAUCAUCAUCUCAAUAUUAUUAUGAAGCGUCUCACUGGUAUUAGUGGCUUUUUUCGUUCAUAUGAAAUGGAUUGUAAUGCUGUGGGCAUCUAUUUUUGUGACAAAACAGACAAAGACAUUCAACAACAUCGACUAAAAGCAGAGAAAAAGGCUAUUCGUUAUUUGAUUAUCUAUGCCGUACUCAUGAAUCGACAUCAGUUGGCCAAGAUUUUCUGGAAACAUUCAUUAGAACCGAUUCCAAUGGCAUUGAUUUGUUAUAUGAUGUUUAAAAAAUUGGCAAUCUAUUGCCAUGAUCCCACUCAACGAUUACGAAUCGAAAAACAGGCCAAAGAAUUUUCAGAUUAUGCUGUGGGUGUACUCGAAAAAUCCUUUAACGAAGACCAGGAACGUACACUUGCAAUGCUCGAUGACAAAAAUUCAGAUUGGAAUCAUAUGACUACUUUUGAACUAGCGUACAGAGCUGACAAUAGAGAAUUUAUGAUUCAUCCUGCUUAUCAAAAAUUAGUUACUCAACGAUUCUACGAUGAAAUCACUGUGCGUGAACUUUCCUGGGGUCUUUUUAAAUGUCCUGAUUAUCUUAAAAUUAUAAUCAGUGCUUGUCUCAUAUUUCCGAUGCAAUUUUGGGUUAGUUUUUCUUCGAUCGAUCAAAGUCCACCAACAUCGGAAAAAGCAAACGAUAUGCAAAAGGGAAAGAAAUUGGAAACAUAUGCAAGUGAAGCCUCAGUACGCAAUGGAAAUAGUCUUUUUCGACGACCAAUGUCCUGUUUUCGUCGAAAUGAUAAAUUAAAGAAUACCAUUCAACAAAUCAAAACAUUGUGGAAUGCACCGAUAACAAAAUUUUAUAUGAAUUUCGUUGCUUAUCUAGUCUAUUUAUCAUUUUUCACAUUAGCAGUGAUGUGGCCCUCAUGUGGGAAUUUAUGGCUUGAUUGUUUCGUUUGGUUGUGGACAGCAUCAAUUGCAUUCGAAAAUACUCGUGUUGCUUACGUAAAGUUUUAUUCACAAAAUAGAUUACCCUUACAACGAGAUAUACCCGAUGUCAUUGUACAGAUCAUAUUUCUUGCUCUAUAUCUCAGUUUUCGUAUCCUUGGCUUGUGGAAUUUUGGGAAUGAUCGUCUCUCUUCAUACAAUCGCUAUGGAAUAUCAUCACCUGAAUGUAAUCAAACAUCAUGGAUCGCAUGGUUUCUUCUUAUUCAGUAUUUUUUCUUGGCCAAACGAUUUCUCAUUUCUCUCUUGACAGCCAUGUUCAGUUUGACAGGAGCACGAAUACAGAGUCAAUCGGAGAAAAUUUGGAUGUAUAAUCGAUAUGAAAUUAUGAUAGAAUAUGCAAAACGACCUCGUCUACCACCUCCAUUAAUUGUUAUCUCAUACAUUGGUAUGUUAAUUUCCAAAGCUGGUCAAUGUAUGUUCAAGUGGAAGGAAUAUUUAGAUAAGAAAAGUACUCAACAAGCACGGUUACAAUUGUCAUCACACAAUGUAGGAGGAGAUUCUGGCUAUGGUACAAGUUCAGCAACGCCUCUUGCUGUUGAUAUGUCGAAUACAUCGAAUAAUGUCAAUUUGAAUACAGACGACUUAAUUGAUGAUUCAUCAUCGGUAUCGAUUGAAAAUCGUUCGUUAGUUGGACGAUUACUCAAUUGUAAACCAUGUCGACAAAUGAUCAAUCACGAGAAGACGAAGAAUCAAAACGCAGAACUUCAUUGGGUAGAUAAUGAAACUAGUUUCUAUUGGGAAUAUAAAGCGAACGAAUUCUUUGCUAAAACAGUAGAAACCGAAAAAGUUCAAGAAAGACUUGAAAAUCUUUCGAAGAGUGUGACCGAUGGAAAACAAGAUAUGGAUGCUGUACGAAAAUCUUUACGACAGAUUAAUGAUCGUAUUUUUUCCUUAGAAAAAAUGGUGAUCGAUUCACAUAUAUUACUUGAAAAACUUCAUGCGACAAUAUAUCAGAAAGAUAAACCAUUACCUAAAAGUCAAAAAUAUUCUCAUGUUCUAUCACGUGAAUCACCUUAUGUCUAUACUAAUGAAGCUCGAUUUUCUGUUACUGAAAAAUACAUUCCAUGGACGCGUCAAUUCGAUCUCUAUGAUCCUACAUUGAUUACAUUACCAAAAGAACACAUUUGCUUUCAAGACGAUGAACGCCCAUUUGUUGAACCUAAUUUGUUGAGAUUGAGCUCGAUGGGAGAUGAAUUACAACCGGCUCUCGAUACAAUAAUUGAACCGUCACUGAUGUCACUCAGUUCAAACGAUUUUAUAAUUCCAGCAUCCGAGUACAAAUGGAAUCAAGUUGUUGAAUUACAAUUACCCGAUGGGAAAAAGAUGGUGAUCGAUCGGACAACUUGGGUGGCAAAUCCAGACGAGGAAACAUCAGUUACGUAUCGACUCGAUACUCAAUUGUUUCUACCUUUAAAUCCAAUAGGUCGUACUGGAGUACGUGGUCGUGGUGCUCUCAUUCGAUGGGGUCCAAAUAAAUCCACAAUAGCCAUUAUUACUCGAUGGAAAAAACAUCGUGAUCAAUGUACUCUUGUUGAUGGACAACGAAUUCUUGAAGCAAUGGUAUUCAAAGAUAAAAUAACCAACGAUUGGCAAUUACCUGGCAGUAAAAUUUUGGGUGUUGAAUCACUAUAUAGUGUGGUGUGCCGUACUUUUAAUCAACUUACCUUUCAAGAUGACGCUUCUGAAUAUAGUUUAUCUUUACAAGAACAAGACAUGAUCGAGUACUUUAAAUCAUUUGCUCGUUCGGAUAAUAAUGAUGAUGAUCAACAGAAUGGCUUCGAAGCACAUAUGGUCUAUAGAGGUUACAUUGAUGAUGCUCGCAAUACAGAUAAUGCUUGGGUCGAAGCAGAAAUAUGGAAUUUUCACUAUGGUUCUAACAUGUCAUUUCCUCGUUUGCGAAACGAUAGUAUGGUCGCGUGGAAAGAUGUGACUUGCAAUUCGCGUGGAUUUCCCGUGCAGAUGUCAAUUUUACGUGAAAUAAGUCGAAUUCAUCAUAGUUAUUUUGACCCAUUUUUCGAUUUCUCCAAUCUUAUUGGUUAUGCAAAGCAUGAGGACAGUUCAAAUAUUGAUAAUAUAGUGGCUACAAGUAAUCAUGAUGAAGAUUAA
Molecule: messenger RNA, 4485 nt
Organism: Rotaria sordida
Lineage: Eukaryota; Metazoa; Rotifera; Eurotatoria; Philodinida; Philodinidae
Source: the annotation of a GenBank genome assembly